Messenger RNA from Candidula unifasciata, 2373 nucleotides. Lineage: Eukaryota; Metazoa; Mollusca; Gastropoda; Stylommatophora; Geomitridae. The record is from the annotation of a GenBank genome assembly.
AUGAGCCGUCUGAAAACAAGCUUUACAGUUGCUGAAAAAUAUUCAGCAUUUUACACAGGAGGUCAGAUUCAGCUUGCCAAUGAUGGCAGCAAGCUCUUCUGUGGCUGUGGUAAAGAGAUUAGGAUUGUUGAUGUAAAAACAGGACGGAUUUCAAUGUCAAUUGGUCAGGAGGAAGAAGAAGAAAUUUCACAGUUUAUUGUCACCAGAGAUGAUGAGUUCUUGAUACUGGCCACACAAAACCAGCUCUUUAGACAGUGGAGGUGGAAAGACAAAGUUCUGGUCAAGACAUGGAGGUCUGUUCACAAUGCACCAGUCACAUCACUGACAUUUGACCCUACAAUAACUUUAUUGGCUUCUGGCAGUGCAGACUUCACUGUGAAAGUCUGGGACAUAGUGCAAGGCUAUUUCACGCACAAUUUUAGAGGUCACACAGGAGUUGUAAGAGUGAUGGCCUUUCACCCUGACUCCCAGCGUCUGCAGCUAGUGACGGCAGCAGAAGACUACAACAUCCGGGUAUGGGACCUGAAGACAAGUAGCUGUAUUGUCACUAGCCAGUGCCACGUCAGUCUCGUCACAUCUUUGGCAUUUGCGGAAAAUGGAGCCACAAUGUACAGUGCUGGAAAAGAUAAUGUUGUUUGUGUUUGGAAAACUGACAAAUGGAAGGUGUUCAAAACAAUACCUGUAUUUGAGUCAAUCAUAUCUGUGAUUGUCCCUCUGGAGUUCCCAAGUAUUAUAGAUGAUGACAGCAUUCUAAGGUUCAUCACAGUUAGCUCAAGUGGUGAUGUGAGAGUUAUUAAUGCCCAGACAGGAAGUCGUGAAUACUCCAAUAGUUGCCGACUGAGUGACCCUGAAGCAGAUGCUGAGAGCACAGAUUCAUACAUCACACAAGCACUCUACUGUCCAGAUUUGAAUGGGAUUUUGUUGGCUACAUAUGACCAGAACAUUAUCCUCCUAAGUAAGGACUUCACUAUGGAAAAACAGCUCUGUGGUCAUUUGGAUGAUAUACUGUCAGCACAUUUCCUUGGAGAGGAGGACAGCCAUGUUGCUGUGGCUACCAACACAGACCUGCUGAAAGUGUUCAGCAGAGAAACUUGGGAGUGCCAGAUGCUGCAGGGUCACUCAGAUAUCAUCACCUCUCUUGAUGUUCAUGGACAGUUUAUUGUUUCUGCAUCAAAGGAUUCAACAAUUCGAAUUUGGCAGUUGUCUUCAGACACAGGGUUUGUGACCUGCCUGGGUGUUGGUCAAGGGCACACACAAGCUGUCCAGGCUGUGGCCUUAGCAAGGUUAAAUGCAAGGCCAGCAUUUGUAAUAUCAGGGGGUGUGGAUAUGACUUUCAAAUUGUGGGCAUUUCCCUCGGAGGCCGACAUUACCCCAAUGACCACCCUACGUGUUUCGGCUACAGAGCAUGCACACGAUAAAGAUAUCAACUGUCUGGCAGUGGCCCCUAAUGACAAAAUCAUAGCCACCGGAUCACAUGAUAAAACUGCUAAGGUCUGGAGCAUAGGAGAAAAUCUGCAUUCAGUUUCUCUGUUGGCAGUUUUACGAGGUCACAAGAGAGGAAUUUGGGGCCUGAAAUUCUCACCAGUUGAUCAGAUUUUAGCUUCAUGCUCAGGGGAUGGCUUCAUCAAACUAUGGAGUGUCACAGAUUUCACGUGUGUUCGGACUUUAGAAGGACAUGAUAGCUCUGUGCUUUCCUUGGUGUUCUUGUGCAGUGGACGUCAGAUUCUUUCUAGUGGUUCAGACGGCUUGCUGAAGUUAUGGCUGAUUAAAUCAAGUGAAUGUGUGAAAACACUGGAUGCACAUGAAGCCAAAGUGUGGACUGUUUCAACCACAAAUAAGGAAGACUAUGUCUUAUCUGGGGGUGCUGAUUCUACUUUGGUGCUGUGGAAGGAUGUUACUGAGCAAGAAGAAGUAGAGAAACAAGAACAGCUACAGAAGAAAGUUCUACAAGAACAAGUGUUAUCCAACUUGGUUGCAGACAAGAAGUAUUUGCGAGCCAUUGGUCUUGCUAUCUCACUAAACAAACCAUACCAGGCACUGACAAUUCUGAAAGAAAUUAUAAAGGAUGAUGAUAGUGAAAAGCAGUUGGAAAAAUUGAUCUGCAGAUUAAGAAUGGAUCAGAUAGAAUCUAUACUGAAGUUUGCCGUACAGUGGAACACCAAUAGCCGGAACUACUUUCCAGCACAGGUCUUGCUCAAUGUUGUGUUAAAAAACUUUCUGCCACAAGAUCUGGCCAAGUUGUCAGGCAUACAAGCCAUUAUUGAAGGACUCACUGUAUAUACAGAGCGCCACCUGCAAAGACUAGACCACUUGUUGAUAGAUUCCCACUUUGCCGAGUACUGCUAUGGGUGUAUGAAAACUACAUCAUUGUAA